Penicillium argentinense is the source of this 1710-nucleotide messenger RNA. RefSeq names its product gamma-glutamyltransferase. Gene Ontology annotation, biological process: glutathione catabolic process. NCBI's taxonomy places the organism in Eukaryota, Fungi, Ascomycota, Eurotiomycetes, Eurotiales, Aspergillaceae. The record is from RefSeq and is a predicted model, not a curated record. Bases 1 to 1710 code for a protein of 569 amino acids. Gene Ontology annotation, molecular function: glutathione gamma-glutamate hydrolase. The transcript has 7 exons. Gene Ontology annotation, cellular component: plasma membrane.
AUGGUGAUCCAUGUACCGGGCGCGUUUACAAAACCAUUGGAUUUCUUGCCUCGGGGUUCUGUCGGAAUCGAUGCGGGUCGAUCAAAGUUUGCUCCUGGAAAACUGGGUGCAGUUGCAAGUGAAAGCGCCAUCUGCUCGGGCCAUGGCACUAAGAUGCUCGAGAUGGGCGGCAAUGCUGCCGACGCGAUGGUCGCGACGGAGUUCUGCAUCGGAGUCAUCGCCAUGUAUCACAGCGGAAUUGGAGGGGGUGGCUUUAUGCUUGUCAAGUCGCCCAAUGGCACAUUCGAAACCAUUGACUUUCGUGAAACAGCCCCGGCUGCAGCCUUCCAGGACAUGUACAACAAUGACACGGACGCGUCUCUCUACGGUGGUCUCGCAAGUGGCGUCCCUGGCGAAGUACGCGCCCUGGAGCACCUGCAUCAAAAAUAUGGCUCCCUCCCCUGGUCAACCGUACUCAAGCCCGCGAUCCACACCGCGCGGUACGGCUUCCCAGUGACUCAUGACUUGGUCAAGUUCAUGGAUAAAGCGGUUGGUACUGGUGAAGAUUUCUUGGUCAAUGAUCCAACUUGGGCUAUCGACUUCGCCCCGAACGGCACCCGGCUCGGCCUAGGAGAUACCAUUACCCGCCGACGCCUCGCCAAUACUCUGGAGGCGAUUGCAGAAAGUGGAUCCAAUGUGUUCUACCAGGGGGCUAUGGCAGAGGCCAUGAUCAAUGCGAUUCAAGGGGCUAAUGGCACAAUGACCCUCGAGGACCUGCGCAACUAUAGUAUUGUGAUUCGCAACGCUUCCCAGAUUGACUAUCGUGGAUACACGAUCACCAGUACUACGGCUCCUUCGAGUGGCGUUGUUGCUCUGAGCAUAUUGAAGAUCUUGAAUACUUACAAGGACCUCUUUGCCGAUGAGAAGGCUGUGAAUCUCAGCACCCAUCGAAUGGAUGAGGCGAUGCGAUUCGGCUAUGGCGAGCGGACCGAGAUGGGUGACCCGUCAUUUGUGAAGGGCAUGGAUGAGUAUCAGCGAGAUAUGUUGAAGAAAUCAACCAUUGCCGAUAUUCGGUCCAAGAUUUCGGACACUCAUACUCUCAACGUUUCCGCCUACGACCCCUCUGGCCUUGAGAGCCUGGACACACCCGGUACGUCGCACAUCGCAGCAGCCGACCACACAGGAUUGGCGGUAUCUACCAUCACGACGAUCAACACAUACUUUGGAAGUCACGUCAUGGUCCCCGAGACCGGAAUCAUUAUGAAUAACGAAAUGAACGACUUUUCAAUCCCCGGAUCCUCCAAUUCAUUCGGGUACAUCCCCUCUGAAGCAAACUACAUUCGGCCCGGCAAGCGCCCUCUGUCAUCCCUCACACCGGCUAUCGUCACUCGAACCGAUGGUAGUGUCUUCCUCGUGACCGGAUGUGCAGGUGGCAGCCGGAUUAUCACUGCGACAGUCCAGAACAUCAUCAAUGUCAUUGACAAAGGUCUUUCGGCUGCCCAGGCCCUGGCUCAGCCGCGUCUGCAUGACCAGCUAGUGCCAAAUCAGGUCACCUUUGAGUAUGCCUACGACAAUUCGACCGUUGCUUUUAUGGAGAGCCUUGGGCACAAUGUCACGUGGAUUGCGCCUGGACAGAGUAGCGCACAGGCCAUCCGCAUCCUGCCUAACGGGACUUUCGACGCUGCAGGAGAGCCGCGAUUGCUUGCGUCGGCAGGGUAUUCCGUGCCAUAG